Messenger RNA from Ipomoea triloba (trilobed morning glory), 624 nucleotides. RefSeq lists its product as uncharacterized. The transcript is spliced from 2 exons. The coding region runs from base 1 to 624 and encodes 207 amino acids. The record is from RefSeq and is a predicted model, not a curated record. NCBI's taxonomy places the organism in Eukaryota, Viridiplantae, Streptophyta, Magnoliopsida, Solanales, Convolvulaceae.
AUGGAGCGAAUGGCUGAGUUCAUGAUGGCUCAGCAAGUUCAGAACCAGAAUCAGGGACAGCCACGGGUCGAUAUCGCUAAGUCUAUAGCAAACCGGCAACCGCCAUACUACGCCGGGGAAAAAGACCCGGUGAUCUUAGAAGAGUGGAUUCGGACGUUUGACAAGUUACUUAACGCAGUGAAUUGUCCUACGAAUCAGCGAGUGCCUUCUGCAGUGUACUACUUGACGAAAGCUGCUGACAACUGGUGGUCAACAGUUGGACCUGAUCUACUACAAGACCCAGGGUUUGGCUGGGAAGAAUUCAAGGUAGAAUUGCGAGGGCAAUUUUAUACCGAGCGUAUAAAAGGAAUCAAAUGCGAGGAGUUCCUUCGAUUGAGACAAAAGGGAGCAACAAUUCAAGAGUACCAUGACCAAUAUGUAGAACUCAUGCGUUUUGCUCAGGAAAUUGUACCUGAUGAGGCAAGCAAGGCGAGAAGAUUUGUUCGAGGGUUGGAUUGGAGCAUAAGAGGAAUGAUCGCGCCUUUCAUGUGCUCUACUUUGAAGGAAGCAUAUGACAGAGCCUCAGAUCAUUAUCAAGUAUACCUGGAUCAGCAGGAGGUGAACAUGAAUAAGGAUUCGAGAUGA